UGCUGCGCGCGUCCGGCAGCUGGUGCUGCGGUGUCAGGCCGCGCGGUCCCGUCUGCACAGGACACGGAGCGCGUGCCCGGCCCUGGCAGGUCUUCGGUGGGUGGCGAAUGCUGCACCUGGGAGGUGCAGAGCGCUGCGGGCCUGGGGCUCGGGGCUCGGAGCGUGGAUUGAGAAGCUACUUCAGGGAGAAGGGUUUUGAAUCAUGAUUUGAGGAUACAGGCAGGCGACCCUGGUGGGGAAUCCUCAGUACAGUCCAGAAGUCAUAGAUACCAGCUAGGAGGUGAAAAUGAGCAGCCGCCGGAAGCGUGCUCCUCCAGUGAAGGUAGAUGAGGAAAGGCAGCGGCAGCUCCACUGGAACAUGCACGAGGACAGGAGGAACGAGCCACUUGCCUCACCUAUGGGUGAGCAGCCCUGCCCGGGUGCAGACUCUGACUCUGAGUGCAUCCUCAUAGAUGAUGAGCCACUGGACGACGCCAGCACCGUUCAGAGAGAGAAGAGGAGGCGCCCUGAGGCUGUGAGCAUCUCAGAAUUGACCAAAAAUGAGAGCGUUGCUAUUUCUUCCUCUUCAUCUGUAAAGCUGAAUAUUAUGAUUACUCCCCACCAUGUUGAUCGUUCUUGGAAAGCGCUGCUGGGAGAUUUCACUCUUCAGCUUCUUCCUGAAGAGAGUUUAAUUGACAGCUUUUCUGAAAGGAAUUUUACAUUGAUGAGUUCAGAGUCAAGAGAUGGUUUCCUGAUCUAUGUUCAUUCAGAAUAUAAAGAUGUAGAGAAACAAAAUGCACGCAAAGAAUCACUGAGUGUUUGUGACAAGGCUGUUGGAGUGGAAUCAUCUUUCAGUGGUGAAAUGUUACAGGAUCUGGAAUGGCUGCAGAAGAAGAGAGGAAUAAAGCUUUAUCACAGACCCGAAGGGAAACACAUCAUCAAGGUUGGAAUUUAUAUUUUGGAAACUGGACUCGCAAAACUAGACUUUAUGAGUGAUGCAAGUUCAAGAAUGAAAAAGUUCAACCAACUCAUGAAGAGACUAAUGGAAAAGUUAUAUAAUUUUAUUAUUCCAGAUGUUUUGGAAGAAGACGAGGAAGAUUCAGAGAGUGAGCCAGAGAGCCAGGAUAUUGAUGAGCUCUAUCAUUUUGUGAAGCAAACACAUCAGCAAGAAACACAGUCGGCCCAAGUGGAUGUCCAGCACCCUGCACUGAUCCCUGUGUUAAGACCCUACCAGAGAGAAGCAGUCAACUGGAUGCUACAACAGGAGCAUUUCAGAGGCACCCCUGCUGGUGACAAUUCCCUGCACUUCUUGUGGCGAGAAGUUGUUACAUCUGAUGGUUUCAAACUCUACUAUAACCCAUACACAGGGUGUAUCAUUCGUGAGUACCCACAUUCUGGGCCGCAGUUGCUUGGUGGGAUCUUAGCAGAUGAGAUGGGUCUCGGAAAGACAGUGGAGGUUUUGGCUCUGAUUCUGACACAUACUCGACAAGACGUGAAACAAGAUGGACUCACGCUUCCUGAGGGGAAAGUGGUGAAUUAUUUCAUCCCAUCACACAGUCCUGGAAGACAAGUAAAAGACAUAGAAAUCCAAGAUAGGGAAUUUGAACGAAAAGAAAAAGUUCAGUGCCCCCCCACACGUGUGAUGAUCCUGACUGCCGUGAAAGAAAUGAAUGGGAAGAAGGGAGUUUCUAUUCUUUCUAUCUAUAAGUAUGUCAGUUCCAUAUAUAGAUACGAUGUUCAGCGCAACAGGAGUCUCCUGAAACGGAUGCUGAAGUGUCUAAUUUUUGAAGGUCUUGUGAAACAGAUCAAAGGCCAUGGUUUCUCUGGGACUUUUACACUGGGGAAGAAUUACAAAGAAGAGGAUAUAUGUGAUAAAACAAAAAAGCAGGUAGUGGGGAGUCCACGCAAAAUUCAGAAAGAGUUGAGAAAAUCAGUAAAUAAGGACACAGAUUCUGAAUACCUGCCAUCUAACACUUCUGAUGAUGAUGAUGAUGCUUAUUAUUAUUAUUAUUAUAAAGACAGAAGGAAUCGUAAAUUGAAAAAAAAGCCUGUUCUGCUCACAAAAAAAGAAAACAGUCAGCCUUCCAUCAGUCUGGAUUCACAGGUUCACUGUCUAGCUCCUAGUGACUCUGCGAGCAUGGAUGGUAUUAAGUCCGAAAGUACGUGUGCCUCUGAUAAGAAGCAAAACCAAGAAGCAGAAGGCCAUGCUGAGUCUCCCAGCCCUGCUGCUGGCGAGGUGAUCUGCUCUAAUGCUACCAGUCCCUACAAUACCUCUGAUUAUCGCUUUGAGUGCAUAUGUGGUGAAUUUGACCAGGUAGACUGUAAGCCCCGUGUCCAGUGCCUGAAGUGCCACCUCUGGCAGCAUGCGAAGUGUGUGAACUACGAAGAGAAGAAUCUGAAGGUGAAGCCUUUUUACUGCCCCCACUGCCUUGUUGCAAUGGAGCCAGUAUCCACAAGAGCAACUCUGAUUAUCUCUCCAAGUUCCAUCUGCCACCAGUGGGUUGAUGAGAUCAACCGGCAUGUGAGGUCCUCCUCUCUCAGAGUCUUGGUAUAUCAAGGAGUGAAGAAAGAUGGUUUCUUGCAGCCUCAUUUUUUGGCAGAACAAGAUAUAGUUAUCAUUACUUAUGAUGUCCUUCGUUCAGAACUGAACUAUGUCGAUAUCCCACAUAGCAAUAGUGAGGAUGGGCGUCGCCUGAGGAAUCAGAAGCGCUAUAUGGCCAUUCCCAGCCCCCUGGUGGCAGUAGAGUGGUGGAGGAUCUGUCUUGAUGAAGCACAGAUGGUUGAAUGUCCUACAGUAAAAGCUGCAGAAAUGGCCCAGCGGUUGAGUGGGAUUAAUCGGUGGUGCAUCAGUGGCACUCCAGUACAGAGAGGAUUAGAGGAUCUUUUUGGACUGGUAGUCUUUCUUGGUAUCGAACCCUACUGUGUCAAACACUGGUGGGUUCGACUUCUCUAUCACCCGUACUGCAGGAAGAAUCCUCAGCACCUCUACAGUUUCAUUGCCAAGAUACUGUGGAGGUCUGCAAAGAAAGAUGUCAUUGACCAAAUACAGAUCCCUCCUCAGACUGAAGAAGUACACUGGCUCCACUUUGCUCCGGUGGAGAGACAUUUCUAUCACCGCCAGCAUGAGGUGUGCUGCCAGGAUGCUGUGGUGAAACUCAGGAAGAUUUCUGACUGGGCCCUGAAGCUCAGCAGUCUGGACAGAAGGACUGUCACCUCCAUCCUGUACCCAUUACUGAGGCUCCGGCAGGCCUGUUGCCAUCCUCAGGCGGUUCGUGGGGAGUUUCUGCCACUCCAGAAAAGCACCAUGACAAUGGAAGAGUUGCUGACAUCUUUGCAAAAGAAAUGUGGAACUGAAUGCGAAGAGGCCCAUCGCCAGCUAGUGUGUGCCCUCAAUGGCUUAGCAGGCAUUCAUAUCAUUAAAGGUAGAAGGUCAAAGCUAGUAUCUGGCAUGGUGGCUCAUGCCUGUUACUGCAGCACUUGGGAGUCAGAGGUGGAAAGAGUACUGCAAACUGGAGGCCUGCCUUAUUUACAUAGUGAGUUUGCUUCAGCAGCGGAACUGUAUAGAGAAGUACUGCGCUCAUCUGAGGAGCACAAAGGAAAACUCAAAACUGAUUCACUUCAAAGACUUCAUGCCACACAUAAUUUAAUGGAGCUCUUAGUAGCCAAGCACCCAGGGAUACCUCCUACCUUGCGAGACAGCAGGCUUGAAGAAGAGGCCAAACAGCUGAGAGAACACUAUAUGAGUAAAUGUAACACAGAAGUUGCUGAAGCCCAGCAAGCUUUACAGCCUGUGCAGCAGACCAUCCGAGAGCUCCAAAGGAAGAUUCAUUCUAAUUCUCCCUGGUGGCUAAAUGUAAUUCACAGAGCAAUGGAAUUUUCUGUUGAUGAGGAACUUGUUCAGAGGGUGCGAAAUGAAAUAACCUGUAACUACAAGCAACAAACUGACAAGUUCUCUAUGUCAGAGAAGUUCCAUGAUUGCAGAGGUCUUCAGUUCUUACUCACAACACAAAUGGAAGAGCUAAGCAGAUUCCAGAAGUUAGUGAGAGAAGCUGUGAAGAACCUGGAGAGACCUCCGUCCCGUGAUGUUAUUGAGUCUGCGACAGUCUGCCACCUGCGACCAGCCAGACUUCCUCUCAACUGCUGUGUCUUUUGUAAAGCAGAUGAAUUGUUCACAGAGUAUGAAUCCAAGCUAUUUUCUAACACAGUCAAGGGUCAGACUGCAAUCUUUGAGGAAAUGAUAGAAGAUGAGGAAGGACUGGUGGAUGAUCGAGUACCUACCACUACCCGGGGCCUAUGGGCAAUCAGUGAGACAGAGCGGUCUAUGAAAGCAGUUCUGUCAUUUGCAAGAUCACAUAGAUUUGACGCUGAGUUUGUAGAUGAAGGAAGUGUUUCAAUGGAUCUUUUUGAGGCUUGGAAGAAGGAAUAUAAGUUGCUUCAUGAAUAUUGGAUGACUCUAAGAAAUCGUGUAUCUGCUGUUGAUGAACUUGCAAUGGCUACAGAACGACUAAGAGUGAGACAUCCCAAGGAGCCAAAGCCAAACCCACCUGUUCCUCAUAUCAUUGAACCACAUGAGGUAGAGCAAAAUCGAGUAAAGCUAAUAAAUGAUAAAGCCGUUGCUACAUCACAGCUUCAGAAGAAACUUGGACAGCUUCUGUACCUAACGAACUUGGAGAAGUCUCAAGACAAAACCUCAGGAGGUGUUAAUCCAGAACCUUGUCCAAUCUGUGCUCGACAGUUGGGAAAACAGUGGGCAGUGCUGACCUGUGGACACUGUUUCUGUAAUGAGUGUACGUCUAUUAUUAUUGAACAGUACAGUGUGGGGUCUCACAGAAGCUCAAUCAAGUGUGCCAUCUGCCGCCAGACCACAUCACACAAAGACAUCUCCUAUGUCUUCACCUCAGAAAAAGCAAACCAAGAUGAUGAUAUCCCUGUGAAGGUAAAGGGCAGCCAUUCUACAAAAGUGGAAGCUGUGGUCAGAACGCUGAUGAAAAUAAAGCUCAGAGAUCCAGGGGCCAAAGCACUCGUUUUCUCAACGUGGCAAGAUGUAUUAGAUAUUAUUUCAAAAGCUCUCACUGACAACAACAUGGAAUUUGCGCAAAUCAGUCGCAUUAAGACCUUUCAGGAGAACCUUUCAGCAUUUAAACAUGAUCCCCAAAUCAAUAUUUUGCUGCUUCCUCUGCAUACUGGCUCUAAUGGAUUAACUAUCAUUGAAGCAACUCAUGUUCUCCUGGUAGAGCCCAUACUGAACCCCGCCCAUGAGCUUCAGGCCAUUGGGAGGGUGCACAGGAUUGGACAGACAAAACCCACUAUUGUGCACAGAUUCUUAAUUAAGGCAACAAUAGAAGAGCGAAUGCAGGCCAUGCUGAAAACUGCAGGGAGGAGUCACACUAGCUCAUCCGGGAAGCAUUCUGAAGCCUCCGUGUUAACUGUGGCUGAUCUGGCAGACCUGUUUACCAAAGAAACAGAGGAGCUUGAAUGAAGUGCCAUCAGAUCAUUCCACAGACUUUAGUAUAUUACUUGCUUUCAUAGUGGUAAAGCAAAGUUUAAGUUUUUAAAAAAUGAGUAGAUAUCAGUAAAUGCUGUUUCAAGUUCAGUGAAUUUUUGUUUUAUUUUUGGUUUGGUUUGGUUUGGUUUGGUUUGGCUUAGUUUGGAUUUGCACUGGCCUUGUAAAUAUUGAGCCCUUGUCAAUAUACUGUUUUCAAAAGACAUAUUUUUAGUUUUAUACUCCUGAAAAAUUUUUGUUCCAAUAAAUACCUAUACCUGAUAAGGCAAGGGAAUUAAGAGGUAUUGAAUGAAUGCUUUUCAUUUGCUAGAUCCUUGGUAAGAAAGUCAGAAUUACAUAAGAGAGAAGGUAAACUACUGUAGUCUUAUGUGGCCUGAUAAUAUUCAGCCAGUCUGGAUCACUUUGAAAGGCCUUCAGUGUCUGUAGCAUAUGAUUCACCCAUAUCUUGUCAGUAGUAUUUUAAGAAAAUGCUGAACUGUAAUAACUGCUAGUUAUUUGCAUAAGUUUGAACUGUAACACCAUGCAUAGUGACUCCACAGUAGUACAACUUCUAAUGAUAAAUUGUUAGACAGUUUUAUCAGUUUUUUGUAUCUUGCUACUAAAAAAUAAAAAUACUAAAAGAUUCAUUUUUCCAGUAUGCAUUGUGGUAUCAUUGUUAAGUAGUUUAAACAACGUUUUUACAUGUAUUAACAUUUACCUUAAAAUUAUCUGUUUACUCUUUUUAUUAAGUUUUUAUGUGUUUUAAGAUUGGUAUAUCUGUAAGUAUUUCAGCUUUAUGAUUUGGAGUCUUAUUAUGACAUGGAAAUGUAUUAUGACAUAGAUAUGUGAUGGGUUUUUAUCAUUUUUGUACUGAUGCCUUAGAUUGUAUCCCCCUCCCAUGUUCUUGAGUAGCUACUUUAUUCAUUAAUAUCUGAAUUUGUGAUAAAGCUUGUGAUUUCAUUUCAGUCUUCAUACCCUUAGGAACUAGUAUUUGAUUUUACAUGCAAGAUAAUAUUGUGUUCAUAUACACAAAUAACAUAAGUGAUAAAACUGAGCAUUCUUCUUCCAUGAAGAAUUAAUGGAUGACUUUGAAAUCACAAAAUAAGGAGUAUCUUGUCAUGUCCUCACCCUGUGAUGUAAUACAGAUGUUCUAGGUUCCUUUCCUUUGAGCCUUCACAGUUUUAAACAACCCUCAGGACUCACUAGCUCCUACCUAGCUUCCCAGAAAACUGUACUGGAAACAUUCCCUGGGUCUCACUUCAUCCAAGAGCUCGGUGCUUAGCUAAGGUGCAUUUUCCUACUCCAGGUUUAUAGGUGGCAACUCAACUGAAGAAGACACGUCUUUGGUGCUUAUUCUUUAGUUGACAGGAGAUACACAUUGAUUCUUUUAUAUGAAAUCCAAUAUUUUUACAGCUCAUUACAUGUUGUAAGGAGCUUUUCUGUAUGUUCAUGUAUUUAAUAUUCCAGGGAAGUCGAUAAAAUUAAAAUUCCUGUUUCAAAGGUAAAGAGCUAAUGUUCAGAAAUACUGGGAAACUUGCCUAUGACAUGUAGCAAAUACACAUUUCUAGAACCCAGGCCCCCUGGCUUCACACCUAAUGUUCUUCCACUAAAUCAUAUGUCAUGCUAAGAUUCAGAAGCCUAAUGGCUAUAACUUAAUAAUGAGACCAUUUAAGUACUUAUUUUUGCUUAUUUCCUAGUAUUCCUUCAUGCUCUGUGUUCUAGGAAAAACAAUUUGAUAUG
Messenger RNA from Nannospalax galili (Upper Galilee mountains blind mole rat), 7201 nucleotides. RefSeq names its product SNF2 histone linker PHD RING helicase (gene Shprh). NCBI's taxonomy places the organism in Eukaryota, Metazoa, Chordata, Mammalia, Rodentia, Spalacidae. Gene Ontology annotation, biological process: nucleosome assembly; protein polyubiquitination; DNA damage response. The transcript is spliced from 32 exons. Gene Ontology annotation, molecular function: ATP binding; DNA binding; ubiquitin protein ligase activity. The coding region runs from base 287 to 5458 and encodes 1723 amino acids. Gene Ontology annotation, cellular component: nucleus; nucleosome. The record is from RefSeq and is a predicted model, not a curated record.